AUGAGUCACCCUCCCGCUCCCGAUACGACGUCACCUGCACUCUCCCUAGUCGGUACCACCCUGCCCGAGGACUUCGACCCGACUUCCUUCGACUCUGUGACCGUUGCGAGAGGAUGGUUCUCCAUGUUCCAAUCUGCCGUCGCCAACCAGAGUAUUCCUGGCGCAGUCAUGGGUCUCUUCAUACCCGAAGCCACCGGGAUCCAAGUCUGGUGGCGUGAUAUGCUCGCGCUGACCUGGGACUUCCGCACGUUUAUAGGACAUUCGAAGAUACGCAGAUUUGCAACAGAUCGGUUGUUUGGGCCAACAGCCCAGUUCGAGGUCGACCUUCACGAUCUUGAACUAGUUACAGCCGAAUCCGAUAGCGCACUCCCGCCCGCGUUCAUUCAACCAGAGCCUGAUUUUGCUUGGAUACAGCUCUUUUUCAGCUUCAAGACAAAGUCCGGAUUGGGAUCUGGCAUUGCUAGGAUUGUCCCGGUGGGUGUUACGGACGCCAAUGGUCUUCAAGAUGCGAAGAAUUGGAAGGCACACACCAUAUAUACCAACCUCGAAGCCCUCGCUGGACACCCUGAAGCAAUAGGACUGUUCCGGAAUCAGCAGCUCGAUCACGGCGAUUGGGAGCUCUCUCGACGCAAGGAAAUUGACUGCGAAGGAGAAGCGCAGAAACCCGUUGUCCUUAUUGUUGGCGCUGGACACAACGGGUUGGCCGUCGCAGCGCGUUUGAAGAUGCUCGGGAUGAAGUCGCUCAUUAUCGAGCAGAGUGAACGCGUCGGAGAUGGUUGGAGGAACCGUUACGGGGCGCUGUGCCUGCACCAACCAAUCUGGAACCAGGAUCUUCCUUAUCUUCCGUUUCCUCCCAAUUGGCCUCUGUAUGUUCCUGCAGCUAAAAUGUCCAAUUGGCUCGAGCAUUACGCUGAGAUCAUGGAGCUUAACGUCUGGUUGUCGUCCUCUAUUCGAGACAUCAGGCAGGACCCGGAUUCCCAAAAGUGGGAUGUGAGCAUCGUGAGGAAACUCAAAGGUGUGGACGGUACGGUCCUCGAGGAAACCCGCCGUUUUCACGCCGUCCAUCACCUCAUACUGGCGAUCGGGGAGGGUAAUGGGCUACCAGAGAUACCUCACAUUGAAGGACUGCACAAGUUCAAGGACAAUGGCGGCGUUGUCCUUCACUCCACCGAGUACAAGCGGGCGUCUGAGUAUGCGGGAAAGAGGGUGAUCGUCGUCGGAGCGUCCAGCUCAGCCCACGACAUCUGUGCCGAAUGCUAUCGUAAUAACAUCGAUGCAACCAUGAUUCAACGAUCCUCCACAUAUAUUAUGUCGAAAGAGAAUGGAUGGAAGGUUUAUUGGAGAGGACUCUAUUCCGAGAACUCUCGGGUCGGUGUUGUCGAUCGGGUUGUCGAAUCCCAUCCUUAUUGGUCUCGCUCACGACGGACUCAGAUGCAAACCCAAGAGAUCGCUGAACUCGACAAAUGCCUCCUUGCCCGCCUACACAAAGCUGGCUUUAAGACCAAUCUCGGUGUCCUAGAGGCAGGCUUUACUUACAUUAUCCCUACUGGCGGAGGAGCGUUGUAUCUCGAUUCCGGUGCAUGCAAUCUAAUCGCUGACGGAAAAAUCAAACUUAAAAGCGAUUCACAAAUCAAAGAGUUUACGGAACGCGGAUUAAUAUUCGAGGAUGGGUCAGAACUUGAAGGGGACGUUGUGGUGUUUGCAACAGGUCAUGGUAAUUCUCGCGAGCGCCUCAGGCACCUCCUCGGAGAUGAUUUGGCAGCGAGGUUUACCGGGCUCUGGGGACUCGACGAGGAGGGGGAAAUAAUUGGUGCAUGGAGGGAUGUGGGAAUAGAGAGGCUCUGGUGUAUGAGAGGCGGAUUCGUUUUCGGUCGUUUCUUUUCAAAGCACGUUGCUCUCCAGAUCAAAGCUCAAGAAGAGGGGCUGUUUGGUCAACGCUAUCGAGUUUGA
This is a messenger RNA of Coprinopsis cinerea okayama7#130, 1950 nucleotides long. RefSeq lists its product as hypothetical. The record is from RefSeq and is a predicted model, not a curated record. NCBI's taxonomy places the organism in Eukaryota, Fungi, Basidiomycota, Agaricomycetes, Agaricales, Psathyrellaceae. The transcript is spliced from 11 exons. The coding region runs from base 1 to 1950 and encodes 649 amino acids. Gene Ontology annotation, molecular function: flavin adenine dinucleotide binding; N,N-dimethylaniline monooxygenase activity; NADP binding.